This is a messenger RNA of Cornus florida, 663 nucleotides long. RefSeq names its product probable serine/threonine-protein kinase PBL10. Gene Ontology annotation, molecular function: protein kinase activity; ATP binding. Gene Ontology annotation, biological process: protein phosphorylation. NCBI's taxonomy places the organism in Eukaryota, Viridiplantae, Streptophyta, Magnoliopsida, Cornales, Cornaceae. Bases 1 to 663 code for a protein of 220 amino acids. The record is from RefSeq and is a predicted model, not a curated record. The transcript has 5 exons.
AUGGAACUUACCACAUCACUACGACUGGCACUACCUGGCUUUCUGGAUGAUGGAAGGUUGAAUUCAACCUUGGUGCAACUUACUCCUCUGACCGAAGGUGAGAUUUUAGAGACGCCUAAUUUGAUGAGGUUUUCCUUUAGUCAACUCCAAAGAUCCACCAUGUCCUUCCGUCCAAAAAGUUUAUUUGGUGACAUCUUUAAGGGCUGGAUUGAUGAGAAUACAUUUACCGCUGCCAAACCGGGGACUAGCAUGGUUAUAGCUGUGGAAAUACUAGAUUUUUCGAGCCACCCGGAAUGGUUGGCAGAAAUUAAUUAUUUGGGGCAGCUGCAUCAUCCUAAUCUCGUGAAAUUGGUCAGGUACUGUUUAGAGGAGGGUCGUUUUCUGGUUCAUGAGUUCAUGCCGCAGGGUAGCUUGGAAUAUCAUCUAUUUAGGAGGCCGCCUUAUGUUGAACUGCUUUCUUGGAACCUCCGUAUAAAGGUUACUCUUGGCGCUGCGAAGGGACUCGCAUAUCUUCACGGUCUAGAAGAAAAAGUGAUAUACAAAGAAUUCAAAUCCUCUAAUAUCUUGUUUGAUUCUGAACGUGAAACAGGUUCAAUUGACUUCACUGUAAAGCUUUCUGUUUCUGAGUCCGCCAAGGCUGGGCGAUUAGAUCAAGGUUGUUAA